This is a messenger RNA of Rhizophagus irregularis DAOM 181602=DAOM 197198, 764 nucleotides long. The record is from RefSeq and is a predicted model, not a curated record. Lineage: Eukaryota; Fungi; Glomeromycota; Glomeromycetes; Glomerales; Glomeraceae.
AUGGCUUUUCCUUCAUCUCCAAAUACACCUUCACCUACAAACGCAAGCGAAUAUAAAUGUAACGUAUGCCAAAAACUAUUUAAAAGUAAUGCAGGAUUAGCUCGUCAUAAUACUAUUAUCCGAAAGUAUAAUAUUCUUCGUAAAGGACUCCCAGUGGUGCCAAAAAAUAUAACUAAACUUUUUAAAAAUGAUUUAAUCUAUUUCAUCCAUCGUCGAUUGCCAAAUGGCUUAAAAAAUUCUGGAAAAAAGAUAGUCUCGGUUCCAUGCAGUGAAAGUCAAUUUCAUGCAAUUUUUAAAAAUCAUAUACACUAUUACUCUAAAAAAUCUGGUGUUUACAAGUGUUGGUUUCGAGAAAAAGAGGGAGGAAAAAAGUUAAACAAGAUAUUUGAAAGGACAGAUUGGAGGACAAAAAACUACGACCAAAAUCAAAAAACUUAUGUUGUUUUAACUGAUAACCAUAACUCGUCACGUGAGCUUAACCCGUUGGCAUUAGCUACUGCUAAAAAUAUUACUAUAAUAAAAUCAAAAAAGUCUCCCACCAAAUGCCAGUAUGGUGACGUGAUGGUAGAAUGGAAAUAUAGGCGUGAUAAGGAAGCCAACGGAAAUAUAUGUACUGCAGAAUUUGUUUAUUUUCAUUUUUACACGAAACAAGCGCACAUUUUAGUUUCAAAUUCUUAAAAAAAAAAAUAUAACUGACGUUAAAAAUAAUUAAAAUAGAAGUAUCAUGUAGAUUAAUAAAAUAGAAAUGUAAAAAAUCACGAAUA